This is a messenger RNA of Onychomys torridus (southern grasshopper mouse), 841 nucleotides long. It is a transcript of the gene Nhp2, whose product is annotated as NHP2 ribonucleoprotein. The record is from RefSeq and is a predicted model, not a curated record. The coding region runs from base 165 to 626 and encodes 153 amino acids. Gene Ontology annotation, cellular component: box H/ACA snoRNP complex; nucleolus. NCBI's taxonomy places the organism in Eukaryota, Metazoa, Chordata, Mammalia, Rodentia, Cricetidae. Gene Ontology annotation, biological process: snRNA pseudouridine synthesis; rRNA pseudouridine synthesis. The transcript has 4 exons. Gene Ontology annotation, molecular function: box H/ACA snoRNA binding.
ACCAAGACCCCGCCCCCCACAGGGCUAUUUGGAGAUUGGUGGGUGCAGAUACCUCGUUUCCCAAUUGGUCACGGGGUAGGGCGGCCUCAUGACCCGGAAGUGGUCUCGGAGGCGGCGGCCGCGUGGUUCGUUCAUUCGCUAAGCGGGUUGCGGCCGCUGCUAAGAUGACCAAAAUAAAGGCCGUUCCCGAGGAGUCGGAGGCGCAGGCGGAGGGCGGCGGCGAGGAGCGCACGUACGAAGAGCUGCUGGUCAACCUGAACCCCAUCGCGCAGCCGCUGGCUUCCCGCCGCCUGACGCGCAAGCUCUACAAGUGCAUCAAGAAGGCCGUGAAGCAGAAGCAGAUUCGACGCGGGGUGAAGGAGGUUCAGAAAUUUGUCAACAAGGGCGAGAAAGGAAUCAUGAUUUUGGCAGGAGACACGCUGCCGAUUGAGGUGUACUGCCAUCUUCCAGUUAUGUGCGAGGACCAGAACUUGCCCUAUGUCUAUAUCCCCUCCAAGACGGACUUGGGUGCAGCUACAGGUUCCAAGCGUCCCACCUGUGUGAUCAUGGUGAAGCCCCAUGAGGAAUAUCAGGAGACCUAUGACAAGUGCCUGGAGGAGGUGCAGGCCCUGCCAGCACCUCUGUGAGAGACUUGGGCUGCAGCCUAUUCUAGGAGCUGCUGGGCUGGCUGCAGGCGGCUGCCCACUCUAACCGCAUCUCCCCGGUUCCUGACGUGUGAAAUCUUCCCAGGCAGCUGUUCUUGGAGGUAGAGCCAGCAUCUUUCCAUCAGUGCCAUCUCCUGUUGAGCUUGGAUGAAGACAGUUCCAAGAAUGUGGGGUGGAAGUAAAUGCUGAGGCAAAAA